UCUCUCUCUCCGCCUGUGUCUCUGUAUCCCUCCCUCUCCCUCCCAUCAUACUGGGCGUUGUCCAGCUAAGUAUAAAUUCUGUAAUAAACUUUCAGUGAGCCCCUGCACUCUUCACCGAUCGUCUCAAAUUCCAGUCUCUGCCUCUUUGUGUCCAGCAUCUGAAUCUGCAGCCAUGACUGCCUUGGAAAAGUGCAUGGAGUCCCUGAUUGUCAUUUUCCACAACUACGCUGAUCAAGAUGGUGAUAAAAAGACCUUAAGCAAGAAGGAACUGAAAAAACUACUUGAGAAUGAGUUACCCUCCUUCCUGCAAGCCCAGAAGAACCCCAAACUUGUGGACACCAUCCUGAAAGAUUUAGACCAAAACAAAGACGAUAAAUUAGACUUUGAGGAGUUUCUGCCCCUUGUCGUUGGCAUCUCAAUGGCCUGCGAGAAGGGCUACAUGCUCAUGCAUGAGAAGAAGGGCAAGAAGUAAUGGGCGAAUAUUGUAUGUUAUAAUAAAGUUGAUUUUUGUUGAAAAUUUUAAGUAAAGACUACCCAUUUCACUGUGA
Molecule: messenger RNA, 548 nt
Organism: Larimichthys crocea (large yellow croaker)
Lineage: Eukaryota; Metazoa; Chordata; Actinopteri; Sciaenidae
Product: protein S100-A1
Exons: 3
Coding region: 173-472 (99 amino acids)
Cellular component (GO): cytoplasm
Molecular function (GO): calcium-dependent protein binding; calcium ion binding
Source: RefSeq, a predicted model, not a curated record